AUGGCAGCCCAAGCAAUGGCAAACGAGGGUUUCAUUGAUAUUACUAUUACGACCUUCUCAUCACCCGAGCCUGACAACCAACGAGGACGGAAACGACGGCGCAGUCCACUAGGAACUUUGGAGGUUACGGCAACUCGCAUGCCUUCGACGGAAUCUGCUACUUUCCGUGGCCGGUGCAGACACAGAUCAUCCUCAAGGCUAGACGUUUCCCGAAACACGUCACGGCUUAGGGGUGGUUCCCUGUCUCCAACACGCAGAAAACUCAUUCGUGUUGUGCAGUUGAAUCGUCAUCGAAGCCAAUCACCAUCCAGAUCCCGUUCCCCAAACACUCAAGAGUCAUCGAAGCGAAGACGGCAAAGGACACAGAGCCGAAGCCGAGCCCAUGAAGGCGAAACAAAGAAAAUCGGCGAACAUAUUGCGACAUCCUUCCUCCGCCACGAGAUCGUAAUAAGGAAUGACAGUCCAUCCCAGAAGUCUAAGCAAGAUGGAUGA
Molecule: messenger RNA, 492 nt
Organism: Hypoxylon trugodes
Lineage: Eukaryota; Fungi; Ascomycota; Sordariomycetes; Xylariales; Hypoxylaceae
Exons: 1
Coding region: 1-492 (163 amino acids)
Source: RefSeq, a predicted model, not a curated record